Cajanus cajan (pigeon pea) is the source of this 1110-nucleotide messenger RNA. RefSeq lists its product as uncharacterized. The record is from RefSeq and is a predicted model, not a curated record. NCBI's taxonomy places the organism in Eukaryota, Viridiplantae, Streptophyta, Magnoliopsida, Fabales, Fabaceae.
AUGGAAAUCAGCGAUCUCAACCCGGCCGUGGCGAUGGACCGGCUGAGCACCGCCCUGAGGCCGGGGCCGUUUGUAAAUAGCUUGUGUAAGAAACCGCCUGGUGAUAUGAACGAUCCCCGACGCCGAGCUGAGAAGUACAUACAAAUGAAGGAGUUGGUGGAGACCAGAAAUCAAGCUAGGGCCGAAGAGGGGUACAGUCGAAAAGAGUCCGGUCAAGAGCCGAUGAGAAAGACGAACGUCGAGCCCUCAAAUGCUCGCCCCCCGAGAGGACCACGCUACACAGUGUAUACUCCCCUCAACGCAAGUAGGGCCAAGGUAAUGGAGCAGGCCCUCGCUUCGAAGAUCCUUGUGAUGCCGAAGAGGGCGAACACUCCCCCUGGAGCAGACAAGGCCAAGACAUGCCGAUUCCACCGAAACAGGGGACACUCGACUGAAGAAUGCUUAACACUGAAAGACAAGCUCGAGGACCUUAUCAAGCAAGGUCACCUCAAGAGCUUCGUCACCCUCCAAGACCACCAGGCAAGAGGGAGAGCCCAUCAUUCUCGCGAAGUCCCACAGCCGAGAGACCGAUGCCACCGAUCCCGUUCAGCCGAGAGGAGGGACCAUUCUCGACAUUCCAGGGAAGACAAUGGCCGACCAAGGAAGGUGAUAAACACCAUAGCUGGAGGCUUCGCCGGGGGAGGUUCCACCUCUUUGGCACGGAAGAGACACCUCCGGGCUGUGCGAUCAGUGAACAGUGUGAAUCAGCCGAAGACGCCGAGGAUGCCACCAAUAACUUUCUCUCAUCGAGAUUUCCGUGGCUUCGAUCCCGUUCAAGACGACCCCAUGGUGAUUUCGGUUGAGAUGCACAACUGCAUUGUGAAGAAAACUCUGGUCGACCAAGGGAUCUCGGCCGACAUCUUAUAUUGGAACACCUUCGUGCAGCUGGGAAUCCCGGAAGAGAGUCUAGAACUGUACCACGAGCCGCUGGUAGGGUUCUCAGGCGAAAAAGUGAUGAUGAGAGGGUGCAUUGACCUAUCACUCGUUUUGGCUUCGAUCAAAAGUCUUUCCGAGAGAUCAAAAUCCGUUACAUUGUGGUGCAUGCUAACACGUCGUACAACAUCCUACUAG